Messenger RNA from Pyricularia oryzae 70-15, 2214 nucleotides. Its product is annotated as phenylacetate hydroxylase. The coding region runs from base 445 to 2091 and encodes 548 amino acids. Lineage: Eukaryota; Fungi; Ascomycota; Sordariomycetes; Magnaporthales; Pyriculariaceae. Gene Ontology annotation, molecular function: oxidoreductase activity, acting on paired donors, with incorporation or reduction of molecular oxygen; iron ion binding; heme binding. The record is from RefSeq and is a predicted model, not a curated record. The transcript has 3 exons.
CCGCAUAUGUACGAAUACUGGACCUGGUUGGCGUAUCUCAAGUGUCAUGUUAUACGGCGGCUUACUCACCUAGUGUGCUUCAUUACUAUUUCUUCAGUCGCACUAAUUUUCUCUGUCUUACCCCGCCUCAAAAAAGGAAAGAAAAGAAAAUCAUGUGCAGAUGGAGUCUGGUAUUUGGCCGGCUGCAGAGUAAUGAAACUAAUCUACGGGAGGACUACUGUUGACGAUGCAGACGAGUGCGGAGUGAUGAGGGGAAAAGAAGAAGCUAGGGAGCGGGGAGAAGAGGAGAUGUAGAGAAUUGGGAGGUUUGCGUGACGUACUACGCAAAAUGUGUAGUUGAAUUGGCCGGGCGCAGCGAUGAAUAUCAAUGCUUUACGUCGGCCUUCUGACCCCAAUCAUGCCAAUGCCUUGUCUUUCCUAGCGCCGGCUCUGUAGUCUAGAUGGAUGGUUGUCUUUGAGGAUAUAAAUCGCAAAAGCUAUCCGUAUGGACCACACAGAAACCCACGCUCAGAUAUCGCCAGCAUACAUCAAACACUCCAAGCCAUGCAGUCAUUUGUCGUCAUCGCAGGUCUGCUCGCUGCGGCAUACUUUGUACAUCGCCUCCUGUAUGGCACCGACACACCGCACAUCAAGGGCCUCCCCGAGGUUCCGGGCUUGCCGCUAUUUGGAAGCUUGAUUGAGCUGGGCGACAACCACGCCAAGGUCGCACAGCGAUGGGCAGAAAAGUACGGCCCUGUGUUCCAAGUGCGGAUGGGGAAUCGUCGCAUCGUCUUUGCCAACACCUUUGCCUCGGUCCGCCACCUCUGGAUCACCAACCAAUCGGCGCUCAUCUCGCGGCCCAAGCUGCACACCUUUCACACCGUCGUCUCGUCGUCGCAGGGCUUCACCAUCGGCACGUCGCCCUGGGACGACUCGUGCCGCCGCCGCCGCAAGGCCGCCGCCACGGCCCUCAACCGGCCCGCCGUGCAGUCGUACAUGCCGCUGAUCGACCUCGAGUCGACCGUCAGCAUCCGCGAGCUGCUGCAGGACUCGCGCGGCGGCGCCGUGGACCUCGACCCCCGCGCCUACUGGCAGCGCUAUGCGCUCAACACCAGCCUGACGCUCAACUAUGGAUACAGGAUCGACGGGGACAAGGACGACGAGCUGCUGCGGGAGAUUACGGAUGUGGAGAGGGGCGUGUCGAACUUCAGGAGCACGAGCAACAAUUGGCAGGACUACGUGCCGCUGUUGAGGUUGUUUCCCAAGAUGAGUCGGGAGGCGGUUGAGUUUAGGGAGAGGAGGGAUGUGUAUAUGGAUAGGUUGCUGCGCGGGUUGAAGGAGAGGAUUGAGAGGGGGAUGGACAAGCCGUGUAUUUCGGGCAAUAUUCUCAAGGAUCCAGAGGCCAAGUUGAACGAGGCCGAGAUCAAAUCCAUCGGCCUGACCAUGGUCUCGGCCGGCCUCGACACCGUCCCGGGCAACCUCAUCAUGGGCAUCGCGUACCUGGCGUCGCCCGCGGGACAAGAGAUCCAACAGCGCGCCUACGCCGAGAUCCUCAAGACCUACCCUGCCAACGACGCCUGGACGCGCUGCCUGGACGAGGAAAAGAUACCCUACAUCACGGCGCUCUACAAGGAGAUACUCCGCUUCUUCACCGUCAUCCCCAUCUGCCUCCCGCGCGUGUCCGUCAAGGACGUCGAGUGGGAGGGCGUGACCAUGCCCGCCGGCACGACCUUUUACAUGAACGCCUACGCGGCCGACUACGACGCCGCCCACUUCUCCGACCCUUAUGUCUUCAACCCGGACCGCUACCUCGAGGACGUCGAGGGCACGCCGCAUUAUGGGUACGGCGCCGGCAGUCGCAUGUGUGCGGGCAGCCACCUGGCCAACCGGGAGCUGUACACGGCGUUUGUGAGGCUGAUCUCGGCGUUUGAGUUCGUGCCGCCCGCGGACCCGGCCGACGAGGCGGUGCUGGACUGCCUAGAGGCCAAUGCCAUACCGACCAGCCUGACCAUGGAGCCAAAGUACUUCAAGGUUGGGUUCAGGCCGAGGGACAGGGACGUGCUGGAUGGGUGGAUCAGGGAGAGUGAGGAGAGGACGAGGCAUUUGAUGUGAUUUUGUUCUUGUCGAUACCCUAUUGUUCUGCCCUUUGUUGAUAAACAGAAUACUGUACCUUUACAUAAGCUACGAGAGCAAUAUCAAGUUGUUUCAGGUAUGGCCUGAAGCAUAUAAACUCGG